AUGUCGACAAGCAGAGAUGUGGAUAUUAUUCAAGUGAGCGUUGAAAAUGAAGAAUUACUUGCACAAGUGAAACGUACAGAAACUGUUGCUAAAGGAAAGUGUAUUGUACCAAAAUGGCUUCCUCCUAUUUUGAUUAUUGUUUUGAUUCUUACAAUACUCGGUGCCGCAUUUGCUAUGGGUUAUUUUAUAUCAUAUCCACGAAAAUCUAUUAAACCAUUAAAAUUGUAUAAUGAAAGUUGUACCGUUUUAAGUGGAGAAUGUGAUGAUAGUCGAGGAUUAUAUUGUCCUUCAGGUCGAUGUAUAUGUGAAACAGUGAAUUCAUAUUAUAAUGGUAGUAGUUGUAUUUGUCCAAAUUUAACACAUGUUGCUAACCAAGCAUGUGUUGCUGAUCCUUUUUAUGGUCAAACAUGUAGUCCACCAACAAUAUAUUGUAUUUCAAAUUUUAUAUGUAGUACAGCAGGUGUAUGUACAUGCAAUGCAACAACACAAUUUUUCAAUGAAUCAUAUUGUAUAACACAAUAUGUAUAUAAUGCUUCUUGUACAGAAACACGUCAUUGUUCCAAUACGUCAAAUUUAUAUUGUUUAUCAAAUCGAUGUGCAUGUGUGUCAAAUUAUUAUUGGAAUGGAUCUUCUUGUGUGCCGAAAAAACUCGGUUGGCAAACAUGUAAUAAUGUAACAACGGGUGCUAGUGCUUUACCAUGUGAUGAUACAUUAAGUCUUUAUUGUUAUUCCAAUAGUACAUGUCAGUGUCCUAAUACAAUGUAUUGGGAUAUUAAUUAUCAACAAUGUGAAACCAAACGUCUCUAUGGAGAUAUUUGUAAUGCUGAUUUUUAUUGUAAUGAAACACUAAAUUUUAUUUGUCCAACACUACCAGGAACAUGUAAUUGCCCAGCUUGGAGUAAUGAUUAUACAUGUGAUUGUCAACCAAAUUGGUUUUAUGAUGGUUUACAAUGUAUUCAAAGAAAGAGUAUUAAUGGAACAUGUCUUGGUACUUAUGCAUGCGAUAGAAACACACCACUUGUCUGCUUUUCAGGUCUUUGUCUUUGUCCAACACCAACAACAUGGACUGGUUCUAAUUGUACAUGUUCAAGUGGUCAGACUUGGACUGGUAGUACUUGUGUUGUUGUUGGAUAA
This is a messenger RNA of Rotaria sordida, 1134 nucleotides long. Lineage: Eukaryota; Metazoa; Rotifera; Eurotatoria; Philodinida; Philodinidae. The record is from the annotation of a GenBank genome assembly.